AUGUCCAUGUGCCGGAGAAGAAAAGAAACGGUCAGGUGCAGCGACUGUGGCCGCCUGCUUGAAGUGCCGCCGCACGUGCAGUCCAUUUGUUGCGCCGUGUGCCUCGCCAUCACCGGCGUCAGGGACUACCAGGACCCUGUCGGGCAGGCGGUGGGGUUCCUCAGCCGCCCGACGGCGGGCCAGUUGCCGUCGAGCUUCCCCGGCGUGCACGGGAAGAAGAGGGCUCUGCUCGUCGGGAUAAGCUACGCCGGCCAGCGGUGCGAGCUGAAAAGGACGGUGAACGACGUCAACUGCGUCAGGUACCUUCUCACCGAGAAGUUCGGCUACCCCGCGCCAUGCAUCGUCGUGCUCACCGAUGAGGAGAUCGACCCGCAGCGGAUCCCGACAAAGGAGAAACUGAGGGCGGCGAUGCAGUGGCUGGUGCAGGGAUGCAAGGCGGGGGACUCGCUGGUGUUCCCCUUCUCCGGCCACGGGGUGCAGAAGCUGGACCCGAGCGGCGACGAGGGAUCGGUGAGAUCAGCUCCAGCAAAACUACUACAUUCGCCAGAGAUCGGUGGCCGGAGCUCAAGAAGAUGACUAAGAUUGUUUGAGCAUUGUCAUGGAUGGCCCCGGCCUUGGACACGUGAACUGCAUUCCAGGUGAUGCCAGCAACGAGUAAGCUCAGUGGCUCACAGCACCAGCAGUAGAACUCCGGCAGGACACUCACUGGAGUGCUUUCUUCUACUUAUUGGUAGAAAGAAAGACCAUCUAAAAUUUUAGUCAUGAUCAUGGAGAUCAUAGACAUAGCUACUUGUUAGAUAUUGAACCAGAUAAUACCAAACCUGAGACGACCGGCCUAGCUCCUCGCCUAUCAAGGUAAAUAAAAAAAACUCACAACAAACGGCCCAAAAGUCCAACAUCAUGUGAUUGCAUACUUCAUUUAAAAGAAAAAUUCUUACAAAUACAUUAUAAUUAGGGAUCAAACUGUAGAUGACAACGUUUACACUUGCCAUAGCCUUGGAGGCGACAUAACUACUUAUUGAAGUAUAUAAACGUGUCUUUCUUAUUCAUUGAGAUAUUGCAUUUGCUUGGCCCUUUUUGCUUGCUCUCUUUGUUCUCUAGUCUUCAUAACAUUUGAUAUUGAUUUUUUUUUUUUUACUUUAGGUAGAAAGCUCGCGGUCCAGUUGAUUCUCGAUAGAUUUAAAUAUCAACAUGUUUAGGUACAUAGUGGUAUUUAAAUAUAUACAUGUUUAGGUACAUAGUGGUAAAGUUAAAUGUGUUAGUGCUUUGUAAGAUUCCCUAAACCUCGAAGUAU
This is a messenger RNA of Zingiber officinale, 1294 nucleotides long. RefSeq names its product metacaspase-1-like. Lineage: Eukaryota; Viridiplantae; Streptophyta; Magnoliopsida; Zingiberales; Zingiberaceae. The transcript has 4 exons. Gene Ontology annotation, biological process: proteolysis. The record is from RefSeq and is a predicted model, not a curated record. Bases 1 to 576 code for a protein of 191 amino acids. Gene Ontology annotation, molecular function: cysteine-type endopeptidase activity.